GGUAAUAUGUCUGGAGGCUCUUUCCCACAGAGGAGCAGCAGGUGCAAAGGCACAGAGGCGCAAAGAAACCUGGCCACCAGGCUGGAGGAAGGCAGUUUGCGGAGGAAGCGCCCCCCGCGAUCCCGUGCAAGCUGCUGGACUGUCAGGGAACGAGCGACCACCGAGACGCACCGACUUCCCAGCGUCCUAGAGAGGAAACGGAAGGGGCCCUUUACUUACGCACCUGUCUGACAGCGUCCCCGGCCCACUUCCGGUCGGCGGAGGCUCGGGCCAUCCCAGUGCGUUUGCAGUGCCGCGACUGAGAACCGCUUUUGGGCCGCGGGGGGCGGCGAGGCGAGGCGGCCGGGCGGCGGCCGGGGCGGUACUUCAGCGGCGGGCCUCGGCGGCGGCGGGGCUGACUCUGCGGGCGACGCGUCUCCCGGAGCCGCUUCCCGCGGCACCGAGGCCUCGCGCGUCGUGAGCGGGGGGGCCGCGCCUCGGGAGGCUCAGGUAGGGGCCAGGCUGCUCCCGCCCGGCCAGGGUUGCCCUAACGCGGGGUGUUAACGAACCCGAGACCUUGAACCAGCGCUAACUCUCUGAAAAAGAGAAGUCAUUUAAAACAAGACGUGAGACACUCACUUCCGGAAUAGCUAUGGGACGCCUUCUGUUUCUGAAGUGCCAGGGAUAAAAGAUGAACGUGGACCUUUCUUGCCUUCAGGAAAUCUGGUAGAUGGAGACAGUUGGUAAACAUUUGUGCUGUGGUGCGGUAAAUUCAAGAGUGGAGUGAAUAAAUACAGUAGCUAGAAAGUCAUGAAAGAUUAAUGUCAAUUGAUGGAGCAGAGAAAAUGAAUCGAAUGGUGAUGUAAAAUAGGUUUAAGAAGGGUAAGUAAAUGCACAUAAUACCCAAUAGAAUAUUAAGCAGAAGUUUAUGACGUGCCUCUUGCGGACAGUGUCAUUUUCCAUUCCCUUGAGAGUGAUCUUACCCUCCUCGAAAAGCCAAGCAAGCCCCUCCCCACUUUGGGCUUCCAGGUCUAUCCUCCCGUCUAGUACACGUCUCUUACUUCUCAUGAGUACUUGAAUAUACAUUAAUCUUUCUCUUUUUGACUCCCCAUGUUUUCAUUUUAUACCAUGUCUUUUGGGAAGCUGACCCUGGCCGUCUCUCUACCUCUUUUAUGUUUAGUUUCUUCAUUUGAAAAGUGGGGCUUGGAAGGAAGUAGUACUCACCACACAGUUCGUUGUUAAGAAUUAAAUGAGUGUAUGUGUUCACAUACUUUCUAAAUGGUAAAGCCAACACAAGAUAGCAAUGUUUUGAUCAGUUAUAAAAAUGGUAUUUUUGUUGCUUUGUUUUCUUUAGGCUGAGCACAUGCUGUCACAUUCAAGCCACCAGCACGUCUACUGGUUUUACUUCCAAAAUAUGUCUUGACUUCGUCUGUUUCUUUGCCAUUACUCUGAUCAUCUCCUGCUUGGACCACUGUAAGUGCUGCCUCCCUUCUUGUCCCCUCUAAUCUGUUCUCUGUUGACACACCACAGCAAAAUGGAAAACAUGUAAGCUUUUUUGUACAAAAACUUUGUGAAACAUGUAGCACCCCACUAAAAUCAGAAAUGAGAGUAAAGCCCAUAAUUUUUACUGUGGCCCAGGCCCUGGAUAAGGUGGUCCUAAGGCUGCCUCUGCCAUCUCUUCCUAGCGGCUCUGCCCCUCAUUCACUCUGCCGAGGCCAUUCUGUACUGGGGCCUGUUCUUGGACAUGUGGAAUAAUUUUUAGCCUCAAGGCCUUUGCCUGGAAUUCUCUUUGAAUGAUUGGCUCAUUCUCAUCCUUUGGGUCUCAGCCAAAGUCUCACCUCUUCAAGUUGUUCGUCCCCCAUUAACAGAGCACACUACGUAUUUUCUUUAUAGAACUUAUCCCCAUUUAUACUUUUAAUUUAUUUGCUUACAUUUGUCUUUUUCUGUCUGUUGCACUAUUGUAUUUCUAGUUUCUGCAGGCCUGACAUAUGUGUGUAUUGGAUGUAUAUCUCCUUUAUGUUGGAAUUCUGGGUCCCAGUGACUGCCUAAUUAUAACUCAUCUUACAUUGUUCUCUCAUUAUAGUGUUAUCUCCCUAACGAGAUCCUGAAGUAUUUGUGGGUAUGACCUAAACCCUAUACACUGUGUAUUUGCUCUCUGAACUUGUAGGUGGUUAUUAGCAAAUACAGGCAUACCUCAGAUGUAAUGCUGAUUUGGUUCCAGACUAUUGUAAUAAACAAUAUCAAUAAAGCUAGUCAAAUGAAUUUUUUGGUUUCUUAGUGCAUGUAAAAGUUAUGCUUAUGCUAUACUGUAGUCUGUUAAGUGUACACUAGUGUUAUGUGUGAAAAAACCCAUGUGCAUACCUUAAUUAAAAAAUACUUUAUUGCUAAAAAAUGUUAACUAUCAUCUGGGCUUCCAGUGAGUAUUUAUAUAUCAGUGGUCACAGAUUCCCCAUAAUACAUACAGUGAUAAUGAAAAGUUGAAAAUAUUGCAAGAAUUAUCAAAAUGUGACAGUAAGUGAGCAAAUACUAGUGGGAAAAUUUUGCUGAUAGACUUGCUUGAUGCAGGGUUGCCACAAACCUUCAAUUUGUAAAAAGCUCAAUAAAGCAGAGUACAAUAAAACGAGGUAUGCCUGUACUUAAUUGAAUUGACUUGAUUUUCAGGAUAUCUCUUAAUGAAAAUGCCUCCAUGAAUGUAAUUGCCAUGUUUUCCAGCAGAAGAUUCAUGAUGCAGAGAAGAACUGGGAUGGACUGACCUUCCUGUGCUUUAUUUAUGCUGCCACCAUUGUCUGGUCUUCCCCACAGACACUCAGUCUUCUGGGAGGGAGUGUGAAGAUGCUCAAAGAGCAUCCAGGGAUGGCAGAAGAUCCUCAGCAGCAGAUGGGUGUUCCUGUGGUGAAACUGGAGAAAGAGCUGCCGUGGGGCCGGGGAAGGGAGGACCCUAGUCCUGAGACUUUUCGGUUGAGGUUUCGGCAGUUCCGCUACCAGGAGGCAGCUGGCCCCCAGGAAGCCCUCAGGGAGCUCCAGGAGCUCUGUCGCCAGUGGCUGAGGCCCGAGCUGCACACCAAGGAGCAGAUCCUGGAGCUGCUGGUGCUGGAGCAGUUCCUGACCAUCCUGCCUCGGGAGUUCUACACCUGGAUUCGGGAGCACGGCCCAGACAGUGGCAAGGCCCUGGUAGCCAUGGUGGAGGACUUCACCGAGAAAGCAUUGGAGGCCAAGGCGGUGGCACUGCCAGUUCUUCAGCCUGGGCCUGGCCUCCUCACGGUACAUGCCAGAGACCAAGAGAUGACAGCUGGAUUCCUCACAGCUGGAUCCCAGGGGUUGGGGCCAUUUAAAGAUAUGGCUUUGGCCUUCCCUGAGGAGGAGUGGAGGCACAUGACUCCAGCCCAGAUAGACUGCUUUGGGGAAUAUGUGGAACCCCAGGACUGUGGAGUCUCACCUCCAGGCACUGGGAGCAAGGAAAAGGAUGCUAAAGCCCAGCAGGCAGACCUCAAGGGGGCGCUUGCUCGGGUGCCCUCAGAGAGGUUUGGGGAAGCUGCUCUCCAGAGCCCUGAGCUUGAAAGAACCUGUGAGCAGGAGCCCGGCAGCUCUGGGGGAAGCAUGCCAGGGCCACCUCCUCCCCUGAGUGGCGUCAUUCCCCUGUCCGGUGACCUCAAGACCCACAGCUCCUUCUGGAAGCCUUUUCAGUGCCCUGAGUGUGGAAAAGGCUUCAGUCGGAGCUCCAAUCUUGUCAGACACCAGCGAACCCAUGAAGAAGAGAAAUCCUAUGGCUGUGUUGAGUGUGGGAAGGGGUUCACUCUGAGAGAGUACCUCAUGAAGCACCAAAGAACCCAUCUGGGAAAGAGGCCCUAUGUGUGUAGCGAGUGCUGGAAAACCUUCAGUCAGAGGCACCACCUCGAGGUCCACCAGAGGAGCCACACAGGGGAGAAGCCCUAUAAGUGUGGAGACUGCUGGAAAAGCUUCAGCCGGAGACAGCAUCUGCAGGUGCAUCGGAGAACUCACACUGGGGAGAAGCCCUACACCUGCGAGUGCGGCAAGAGCUUCAGCAGGAAUGCCAACCUGGCAGUGCACCGGCGCGCCCACACCGGCGAGAAGCCGUAUGGGUGCCAGGUGUGUGGAAAACGGUUCAGCAAAGGGGAGCGGCUGGUCAGACACCAGAGGAUCCACACUGGGGAGAAGCCCUACCACUGCCCUGCCUGUGGUCGGAGCUUCAACCAGAGGUCCAUCCUCAAUCGGCACCAGAAAACUCAGCACCGCCAGGUGCCCGCUGUGCAGUAAGGGCACCCUGGUGAGAUACCCAUGUUGCUCAUUGAAUGUGCUGGAGAAGGUGGGAGGGUGAUGCCAGUGGAGGGGGGUCCACCUGUACUCACUGAGGGGAACAGAAAGGCAUGGGCCCCAUUUUCUUUCCAUUCAUUCUCAAACAGGAAAAGGGCAGGGCCUGGUUUGAGAUUCCAGAGACUACAGCUCCCUCGUCUCCUACCCGGAUGGUGCUUAUGCUUUCCCUUGCCAUCUUUUGAGGAAACGAUAUCCAGAGUUUCAGUUCAGGUUGAGGUUUUUCUCCUUCAAUGAGAUGUUCACGUCCACCUCCUGAGCAAGCUGGGGAGUAUGGGCAAAAAUCUAUCCUGUGUUGGCAGCUUAAACUCAUUUUUCUGAGGGUUGUAUCCACCCGGAAGAUCAUUAGCUCAGACUCCUGCCCGCUGACUCUCUUUUCCGUUCAACAAAUAUUUAUUGCACAACUAUGACAUGCCUGGUGCUGGGAAUACAGUGGAGAAUGAGGCACUUGAGACCCCAUCCUCGUGGAGCUUGUAAUUCAGCAGCACAAACCUGCAAGAGCUCUUAAGAGCCAUGUUCCAUGUUCUGCCUUGGGUCAGUACUGUGGCAGAGGAUGGCCUUCCUGAGCUCGUUCUGCCUCCAGCCUGGGUGCUGAGUCUUCCCCCUCCCCAUGUGGGGCCUCAGGCAGCCAUGUUUAUUUUACCUUAUUGUGGCCCUUUGCAUAACAUUGUACCCUCACCUGUAAAGUUUCCCCAUUCCAUUAUUCUUUGUACUGUUAACAGCUGUCCGCACAUCUAUUAGGAAAUAAAUAUUUUGCUAUCGA
Manis pentadactyla (Chinese pangolin) is the source of this 5071-nucleotide messenger RNA. It is a transcript of the gene ZSCAN25, whose product is annotated as zinc finger and SCAN domain containing 25. Lineage: Eukaryota; Metazoa; Chordata; Mammalia; Pholidota; Manidae. Gene Ontology annotation, biological process: regulation of transcription by RNA polymerase II. Gene Ontology annotation, molecular function: RNA polymerase II cis-regulatory region sequence-specific DNA binding; DNA-binding transcription factor activity, RNA polymerase II-specific. The coding region runs from base 2812 to 4254 and encodes 480 amino acids. The transcript is spliced from 4 exons. The record is from RefSeq and is a predicted model, not a curated record.